ACAACCCCGAGCCGUCUGCCCCGGUACCGCUUACCUUAGAUAGCGCUUCAAGUGCUCAAUCGGAAAGUUUCUAGCGCUGGGCUUCCACCUCUGUAAUGGCAAACGAGUUCCAGCGGGAGGCUGGGCGCUGGCGAAAAUUCGAAGACAUGCUCGGCAUCCUGGACGCCUCCCUUGCGCACAUAUCGCAGCUCGUCUCUGUCAACGAGAAACUAUCUGCCGAAGAAAGAAUACAACGGCUUGAAACCCUCAAGGAGGCCGCCCGCGACAUCGCGAUCGUGGGCGCAGAAGCGAAGGGCCGCAGUGCGGCGUGCGGCGAGAUGGCGCGGCAGCUGAACAUGGAACUACAAAGCGGCGAGCCGAUCAGCGACUUGCUCGGCCUGUACGACUCGGGCGUGGAGUCCGCGGAGCAGCAAGGGCAGCGCUCGUCGUACACGCGCGCGCCCGAGGUCGUGCGCGUUCAGAAAUUGAUCGACCGCCUCGCGCGCAGCGGCGACGAGGACUUGGAAAUCGAGGAGGCCGUGGGCGCUGCAUCGCGCACGCUGCGCUGCCCCGUGCUCAACCAGGACAUCGAGAAGCCUGUCAAGAGCACCGUGUGCGGGCAUGUGUACAGCUUGGCCGGCGUUAUCUCGGCAUUGUAUCAGGAGCAGCGCGUCAUGGAUGAACGCAGGUUUCCGAAGACACUGGAUCUCGUGCCGGCUGAGUACGAGACGAGAUGCCCGGUUGUCGGGUGCCAGCACAAGAUUUCGGCAGGCAAGUUGAAGAGGGACUUUGGGACAGAGCUCACACAACGGCAGCUGCAAAGCGCCAGAGCGUCGGUCGAUGACUCGGAUGCUGUCGACGUACUUUAGUUAGAGCGGUGGGGAUGGGCACCGCGGAGGUAGGAGCAAUGCUGAUAUCAUAAAUAAACUCGACCUCAUGUCAAAUUCCCGCGAUGAGGUUAACAGAAACCAGGAAAACGUGCUAA
Chondrus crispus (carragheen) is the source of this 964-nucleotide messenger RNA. RefSeq lists its product as hypothetical. The transcript has 4 exons. Gene Ontology annotation, biological process: double-strand break repair via homologous recombination; protein sumoylation. Gene Ontology annotation, cellular component: nucleus; Smc5-Smc6 complex. The record is from RefSeq and is a predicted model, not a curated record. NCBI's taxonomy places the organism in Eukaryota, Rhodophyta, Florideophyceae, Gigartinales, Gigartinaceae. Gene Ontology annotation, molecular function: SUMO ligase activity; zinc ion binding. Bases 96 to 848 code for a protein of 250 amino acids.